Molecule: messenger RNA, 428 nt
Organism: Ichthyophthirius multifiliis
Lineage: Eukaryota; Ciliophora; Oligohymenophorea; Hymenostomatida
Product: small nuclear ribonucleoprotein sm d1, putative
Exons: 1
Biological process (GO): spliceosomal snRNP assembly; RNA processing
Cellular component (GO): pICln-Sm protein complex; catalytic step 2 spliceosome; U4 snRNP
Molecular function (GO): RNA binding
Source: RefSeq, a predicted model, not a curated record
UUCUUUAAAAAUUAAUAAAAAUGAAAUUAGUUAGAUUUUUGAUGAAAUUAAAAAAUUAAACUGUUACUAUUGAACUAAAAAAUGGAACUUAAAUUACAGGUUCUAUUAUAGGCGUAGAUAUUAGAAUGAAUACACAUUUAUCGAAAGUUAAACUUACCAUAAAAGGAAAAAAUCCAGUUAGUUUAGAUCAUUUAACCAUAAGAGGAAAUAAUAUUAGAUACUUUUUAUUACCUGAAGCAUUACCAAUAGACACUUUAUUAGUAGAUGAACCCCCUAAAGUACAAAAGCGUUAAUAAAAUUAAAAAGAUGCAAAAAAACCUAAAAAAGCUAAAAAAGCUCCUGCAAGAAGAUGAAAUCGUUUAAUAAUAAUUUUAUUUUUUUAUUUAAAAUUUUGUUUAUGUAUUUUGCAAGAUAAAUAAUUUUCAAUA